Messenger RNA from Olea europaea var. sylvestris, 1211 nucleotides. RefSeq names its product monoacylglycerol lipase-like. Gene Ontology annotation, molecular function: lipase activity. Bases 41 to 808 code for a protein of 255 amino acids. Lineage: Eukaryota; Viridiplantae; Streptophyta; Magnoliopsida; Lamiales; Oleaceae. The record is from RefSeq and is a predicted model, not a curated record. The transcript has 7 exons. Gene Ontology annotation, cellular component: membrane.
UUUUAUUGUUGGAUCGAAGACUGAUUAUAUUUUUGUUAUCAUGUGUAGGGGACUUCUUGUUAUUAUGCAUGGCCUAAAUGAACACAGUGGCAGAUACAGCAAUUUUGCUAAGCAGCUCAAUGGAUAUGGCAUCAAGGUUUAUGCAAUGGAUUGGAUUGGACACGGUGGAAGUGAUGGACUGCACGCGUACGUUCAUUCCCUCGAUGAUGCUGUGACUGACAUGAAAAUGUUUCUCAGGAAGGUUUUUACUGAAAAUCCAAGACUCUCUUGUUUUUGCUUUGGACAUUCGACUGGCGGUGCCAUAGUUUUGAAGGCAGUACUUGAUCCGAAGGUGAGUGAAUGUGUAUCAGGCGUCAUACUAACUUCACCUGCAGUAGGAGUUCAACCAUCCCAUCCAAUUUUUGCACUGCUUGCCCCGGUGUUUUCCUUCUUGUUACCGAGAUUUCAGUUCAGCGCGGCAAACAAGCAGGGUAUUGCAGUUUCUCGAGAUCCUGAGGCACUUAUAGCCAAGUAUUCGGAUCCUCUAGUAUUCACAGGAUCUAUCAGGAUAAGAACUGGAUAUGAAAUUCUACGAAUCACUUCCUACUUGCAAAAGAAUUUAAGCUGGAUAAGAGUACCAUUCUUCGUGCUACAUGGAACUGCUGAUUCUGUAACCGACCCCAAAGCCUCUGAAAAACUCUAUGACGAGGCCUCUUCAAGUGACAAAACGAUCAAGCUCUAUGAAGGGUGCUUACAUGAUCUGCUAUUUGAACCUGAAAGAGAAGAAAUCAAGGAUAGCAUCAUUUCUUGGUUGAACAAUAGAUUGUGAAGUAAUUGGACAGUCGAGCAUGCGAUGAAGAAAAAAAAAAUCAUCUAUUCCAGCAGGUUUAGGUGAUUUUGAUUGCUAGAAUUUUAUUGACUUGCUACUGGGAGGCUUCUAUAAAAUAAAUUGAGCUUGGAAUUUGUCUUGGUAAAUAAGGUUGUUCACAUUAAAUUCAAGACUGAAACGCUCUGCUAGUAUGAUCAAAUCAGUUAUGUAUGUUUUUCUGAUAUUCUUGCAUUCACAAGGCUUCUCAGUUAUUAGAGAUCAAGAAAGCUUGUUAUGAAAAAUCUCUUGCUUUCAAGUCUAAACUUGAAUAAGUUUUUUUCAUUGUUCAACAAGGCUCAAGUCAUUGUAUUAUCUUGGAAACUUGAAAUUUAAAGUUCUAAACAACAUAGAACUCUUCAAAGUA